This is a messenger RNA of Paramecium octaurelia, 2123 nucleotides long. The record is from the annotation of a GenBank genome assembly. Lineage: Eukaryota; Ciliophora; Oligohymenophorea; Peniculida; Parameciidae.
AAAUGAACUCCCAUUUAAUAAUAAUGUCUGUGUUUCUAUUGACCCUACUUAGACUUACAUCCCAAGAACUGUUGGCAACCUCAUAAAUCAAACAUUGCGAUUCCAACAACAAUACUAAUUGUUCAGAAAAUAUGCUUAUCAUGUUGACAAUUGAAAACUCAUACUCAACAUCAACAGAAUAAAUCUAAAUCAAUUCAACAUUACUCAACAACCAAACUGUUUAAUUGUCAACUCCAUUUACUCUUACAAUUACAAAAACGCCUGUCUUUGCUUAUUAUCCAUUAAAAUAUUUUCAAGAUUACAAUAGUCAACCUUAUGAACUUCAAAUCCCAGCAGCAGUUAAUCCCUGUGAUGAUAAUUGGACUUCCAAUUCGCCAACGUGUGGAUUCUAAUAUUCAAACAAUAGUAAAAUUUAAGACAGCCAAGGUUUCUGUUGUUCCUGUGGAUCGUCAGAAUACAAUGAUUAGAGUGAUUAAUCAGUCAGAACUAAUAUUUGCAAAAAUGCUUCAGUUUCAGCAAUGGCCUUUUGCCUUAGAUAUUCUCCUCUCUGGUAUAGGUAAUUCUUUAGUAAAUUAUUAUUCUAAGCUCCUACAAUAUAUCCAAAUUUGUAAUCCAUUAUAACAUUACUAUAUCUAUUGAGUACUCUAAUGAUGAAGUUGAAUAAUACACACUCGGGAGUAAAGUAAAAGAAUUUUAAGGUGAGUCCUCUAUUGCAAAAAUUAUUUCAGAUUAUAUUCCGUCAAAGUAGCCACCUUCUUUAGAGUCCUUUAUGCUAAUGAAACCUAGUUCACCUGCUAGUCAUAAUAGAGUAUAAGCUGGGUCGGCAGCUUAUUUGUUUGUACCUCAAAAAUUUUUAGGGUAAGGAGAAUGUAAUAAAAUUGGAGUUUCGUAUACUUCAUUCAAAAUUGAAAGAAAUAGUUGCUAAAAGUAAAUAAGGUCAUGCUUAUAAAAUUAAAUAGAGGAUCUAUAUCAGAAUGAUGUUGCUCUACUUUCAAACAAUUCUUAACCAACCUAUUUGACAUCAAAAUAUGGGGAAUUUAAGUAAAUCAAUAUUGAUAAUGAUUAAUACAUUUAAUUUAGCAUUGAUGAAUAAAUGUUCACGACUAUAACAGUUGAAAUUAAUACAACUGGUCGCAUUUCAUAUUUCGGGAAUAACAAAGAUAGUCAGAAAGGAUAAAUAGAUUUAGUAGAAAUUCAUAAUUUUUCAAUCGCAUCCGGAUCUGGUUUAUUAUAUGCUUAAAUAACCAAUAUUGGGGAUAUUUUAAGCGAAUUUAAAAGCUUUUUUAUUUGUUCUACGAAUAGUAUAACAAUUAAUUCUACCGAACUUUCUUUAGAACCUUUGAAGAGCAAAAUUAUAGAGUAAGUCAUAAAUGUUUCAAUUGAUAUAAAAAAAUCAAAUAUAUGUAAUUUUAGUUUAUUAAGUAAUGAAGGAUCUCUUUUGGAUUGGAGAAUUGUGUAUCUUGACGAAUAAAAUAAUAAUACUAUUUAAUCGAAUAAUUAAAACAAAACUAUUACUAGUGAAGGAAAAGGGUGUGAAAUACAAUGUUCUUAAUUCUUUGAUAUUUCUUGCUAUUUACGGAAUAAUUGUGAAUAGGAGAUUAUCACAUUUUUUACUGUUUUAGGUGGAAUAUUAUUAACUUUUUCAUCUUGUUGUCUUUAUGUAGGAUACAAAAGAAAUGUAUGUUGCUGUUGGUCUAAAAAUAAAAAAAUGUCAAUUGUUCCACCUUUAGACAGUGUAUUGUAUCAAUAACAUAGCUAAAUGAAUAGAAGAAGUGGAGGAUCGGAGUCCUCUUAUGAAUAGAUUUCUUAAUUAUAAGUUUCAAUAUUGAGUGCAAACGUAAAUAAGAUAAUGUACUUAAAUUUGGGAUUGGGCACAGAUCCUAUAUCUAAUCACCUUCAAUCAGAUGCAUCAUUUGAGGUGUUGGCAACCUUUUAGAAUAAAGAUUUAGUGGAGUUGUCAAUAAAAAGGAAAAGCCCUUUUGUAAGAAUAUUUAAAGAGAUAUACGGUUUGUAAGACGCAGAUAGGAAUGUUAAGAAGUAUUUGGAAGGGAAGAGGGAGUCGAUUUCAUUAUUCAGCAAUUUAUUAACAGAAUUUCCACUCUUUUGUAUUUUUUGAGGAUGAC